CGAUUGCGGCCGUAGAGUCGCAAGAUUUACUAAGGCAGGUUCCAGGACCAAUAGCUCCGCGACCUCCAGAUUAUCGAGUUCUCAAGGGCACUCGUUAUUACAGGAGUACUCGCUAUUAUACUGAACUCGCGUAGUGGCAUUGCGAGGGUCCGACGGGGCGAUCCUGCUGGUUCCAGGUUCAGUGCCCUGGUGCUUUGCCGGCUCUGCUGCAGCGUUUUCCUCCCGAGGAUUCUCACACGUCCUCCGCACCAGUUCCCGUGUCGCUCGUCUUACAGGUCCUCGGUACCAAUCGCCUUUUGCCACGUGUUAGAGACCCUCUGCAGCGGUAGCAGUCGCUCGAAGCCCCCGCAGCGCCAACAGGCGUUUAGAGCCAUGGCGGAGCGGCGCGACGCCGUGAUGGAGUGUCUCUUCUGAUUCGACUCUCACGUCACACCGCGUCUUAGAGGUCUUAGAGGUGCUCUGCAGCAGCCCGAGGCUCAAGAGUCACCACGUUUUAGAGGCCCUCUGCAGCGGCAGCGGCGGUCGAUUAAAGCCGCCAUGGCGGAGCGGCGCGACGACGUUAUGGAGUCGCUCUUCGGGGCCGACUCCGACGGCUCCGGCGACGAAAAGGGCAGCCCCGCCCGCUCCGGUGACGAUCGCCCACGUCGCAGCUUGAGUCGCUCGGCGAGCGACGCCAGUGCGAAGGAUGAGCCACGUGGCAGGCGAGGGACCGGUUCUGGUGACGACUGGGACGACCGCCGAGGGGGAGGGGAUCGGGGGGAGGGGGGAAAGGGGGAAGGGCGGAGAGAGGAAAUGAACGGGGGAAGCGGGGGGGAAGGGAGGGGGCGGAGUACGAAGGGGAGUGAUGAGGAGGAGGGGGAGAAGGUGCGGAGCCAGGCGCAGAGGCGACGAGGGGGGCGACAGGUGGUAGACGAUGACGACGAUGAUGAGGAGGGGGGUGAGGGGGGUGGGACGAGGAAGGGAGGGUUUGGAGGGAGGCGAGGGGGGAUGGAGGAUGAGGAAGAGGAGGUGUUUGAGGAGAGGCAGGAGGAGAGGGGCAGCCCGAGGUCUCCGAAGCACCGCCACUCGCCUCGUUCGCCCAGCCCUUCCACGCCUUACCUCACCUUACCUUACCUCACCUCACCUCACCUUACCUCACCUCACCUUACCUCACCUCACCUUACCUCACCUCACCUUCCCUCACCUCACCUUAUCUUACCUUACCUCACCUCACCUUACCUCAUCUCACCUGACCUCACCUCACCUUACCUCGCUUCGCCUCACCUCACCUCUCCUCACUGUAGCUUUUGCACUCACUCGCAUCCCCAGCCCGCACCGUGUGAUUCACCCCUUGCUUCGGCUUCGUCUGCUCAUCUGCUGCAUCUUUGCGGUGCCAGCAGGGGCAGAGAGAGGGACGGAAGUGGGGAGGAGCGGGAGAGGGAGGGUGGGGAGCGCAGGGGGCAACGGCAUGUGACGGAAAGAGACGUGUUUGGAGAGUCGAGCGAGGAGGAGGAAGAGGAGGGGAGCAGGAGGCAGAGGAAGGGGAGCCGCUCACCUCAAGGCACUCCUCUCGCCUCCCCUCAGCGGGAGGCAUAUGACUCAGAGGACGAGCAGAGGGACGAUAGGACGGGGUAUGAGGAGGAGGGGAGGUGGGAUGAGGACGGGGGGGAGCGACGGAGGGCCAAGCACCGACCAAAGGGGCCUCCUUUGGAUCUGGAGCUCGCUCUCUUUGACCCCCCUGCCCCGCCAGACAAGAUGGUGAUGGUGAUGGCCAGCAACAUUGUGGGCAUCCAGUCAGCGCCCUUCGACCAAGACACCUACGAAGAGGGUGGCCCGCAGAACCUGAUUCGCUGGCGGCGAGUGCGUCAGCCGGAUGGCAGCAUGGGGGUGGAGAGCAACGCGCGCAUGGUGCGGUGGUCCGAUGGCUCGCUGCAUCUGCUGCUGGGGGCGGAGGUGCUGGCGACGGACAUCAAGAGCAUGCAGCAGGACAAGGCGCAUCUGUUUGUCAGACACCCCAAGCAAGGCGUGGUGCAAGGGCAGGGCCAGCUGCUAGAGAAGAUGCGGUUUCGGCCGUUCGACACGCACAGCCUGAUUCACAAGAAGCUCACCCUGGGGCUGGACUCCAAGUACCGCAAGGGCAAGGAGCUCAAGAGCAUCGUCACCACAGGGGACCCCGAGAAGGAGAAGGAGGAGCGGGAGCGGAGCAUACAGCAGCAGAUCCGCAACAAGGAGAACUUGAGGCAGGAGCAGGAGAAGCGGGCACGCAAGUACACCAACCAGGCACCGCAGCGGGCAGCGCGGGACAGGGAGCAGCAGCGAUAUGGGGGGGGUUACAGACAGCAGAGGGAGGAGGAGGGCUAUGGGUACGGAAGGGAUCGCGGGAGAGGCGGGGGUGGGCGGCGAAACGAGUAUGAGAGUGAGGAGGAAGAGGAGGAUUAUGAAGAGGAUGAGGAGGAGGAAGAGGACAUAUACGACCGGCGUCAGGGGAAGAGACGCUCCCCCUCCUACGACCAUCGGCCCUCAAAAGCCGCAAAGAGCUCAGGCAGGGGAGGGCGCUACAGUGAUGAGGAGGAGUCAGACGACGAUAGGGGCAGGGGGGGGGGGCGGGGAGGGGGGGAGGAGCACGGGGGGGAUGAGGAGGAUUCGAUGGAGGAGAGGGAGGAGAGUAAGAAGCCUGCAGCUUGGAGGCGGAAGAGAGUGGUGGAGAGCGAUGAGGAGGAUUAAAAAGGAUGGAGGAUUAGGUACCGGAGGAUGGGUGGUGGGAUGGGGCUGAUGAAGAAGAGGCACUUGGCUGUUCUCGGCACGAACGAACUCCUGAAUCCCCCAGCUGCUUGACCCUAGCCAUCCACGUAUCAACAUACGGUAACAUACCUUCUCAUCCAAUGUGGCACCUGCAUGUCUCCCCUCCCCUGCAUCUUGGGGUUCUUCCUGUGUUGUGACAUUGAGCCUCAACUUCAGAGUUGAGGCGGUAUUCAAUAUCAGGGCCUUAAAGCCCGAGUCUAGAAUGGUAAAAAACCAACUUUCCUGACCAUGAAAACAGUGCCAAAAAAUUCCAGCGAAUAAAUCUUCGGCAAAGCUGUUUGAAGAAGGUUUAGCUAGUUAUGCAUGAGAAUGGUGAGAGGUUUUAGCUAGGUAGAGAACAGAGGAUGGAUUAGACAAGAGAGAUACAAGUAGGGUGUUGUACCCUUUACAAAAGGAAUCAAUAUUGUAGAACACU
Closterium sp. NIES-67 is the source of this 3196-nucleotide messenger RNA. NCBI's taxonomy places the organism in Eukaryota, Viridiplantae, Streptophyta, Zygnematophyceae, Desmidiales, Closteriaceae. The record is from the annotation of a GenBank genome assembly.